AUGUUUAGGUCUCUCGGUGUCGUCGCAGCAGGGCUUGUCGCCCUCGCCGCGCCCGGUGUUGUUGGUUGCGGCGAAGACUCGUGCUAUGGCCCGACGAACAAAGUCGAGCAUGUCCGCCAGGUCAAGCGCAUGCAGCCUGGUGCGCCCGGUGCCGCGUACGGACCCAAGGGCCCCUUGGAAUGGGGUCAGGUCAACUUUCUUCAUACGACCGACACUCAUGGCUGGCUCGAGGGUCACCUGAAGGAGCAAAACUAUGGCGCGGAUUGGGGCGACUUUGUAACCUUUAGCCGCCGCAUGAAGCAGACGGCUGGGAACAUGGGCGUCGAUCUCCUCAUCGUCGACACUGGCGACCUCCACGACGGCAAUGGUGUCUCAGACGCCACAACACCAGACGGCACCAAGUCCAUGCCCAUCUUCACCGAGAUUGACUACGAUCUCCUGACGAUUGGGAACCACGAGCUCUACGUGAGCGAGGUUGCGUACCAAAUGUUCAACGAGUAUGCGCGUAAAUGGGGAGACAAGUAUGUCACGUCCAACGUCAAGGUGCUGAACCAGACCACGGGCAAGUACGAGUACGUGGGCGCCACCCACCGCUACUUUACGACGCCAAAGGGCCUUCGCGUCAUGGCCUUUGGUGUUCUCUUUGACUUUACCGGCAACUCGAAUGCUUCUCAGGUGCUCAAGGCAAAGGACAUGGUCAAGGAGAGCUGGUUCACCGAGGCUCUCGCCAGCAAGAAGCCCGUUGAUAUGUUUGUUCUAUUCGGCCACAACCCCGUCCGCCAGACCGACUACGCCAGCACCUUCCAGAUCGUCUUCGAUGCCAUCCGCGGCGUGCACGCCAAGACGCCCGUCCAGAUCUUCGGCGGCCACAGCCACAUCCGCGACUUCUCCGUCUACGACGACUCCUCCGUCGCCAUCGAGUCCGGCCGGUACUGCGAGACGCUCGGCUGGAUGUCCAUGUCGGGCUUCGACUCGUCCAACAGCGGCUUCAAGGGGGUCAAGAACCCGCACGGCGUCAAGAACCCCUCGCGGCCGGCCAAGACCGGUUCCAAGUCGCCGUUUGUCUACUCGCGCCGCUACCUGGACUGGAACCGCAAGACCUUCGUCUACCACUCCAAGGUUGACGAGGACAAGUUUGACUACCACUCCGGCGAGCGCGUCACGGGCGACAUUGGCAAGGUGCGCGACGAGCUGAAGCUCGGUGAUGUCUAUGGAUGCGCUCCGCAGGAUUGGUGCAUGAGCUGCGCGCCGUUCACGGACAAGAAGAACAUCUUCCCCGGAGUCAUCUACCCUGCCGUCUCCGCGAUUGUCCUGAACAAGACACGCGCCGACAAGUCGCGCAUCAUCCUCGGCAACACCGGUGCCAUCCGCUUCGACCUGCACAAGGGCCCCUUCACGUACGACGACAACUUUAUCGUGGCGCCAUUCCGCGAUGUGUUUCUCUACAUUCCCGACGUACCCUUUGACAAGGCCUCGAAGGUUAUCGACCAGCUCAACAAGGGCCCCGUGAGCAAGCGAGACCUCGUCUCCAUGCCCGUCCCGCAAGACGAGUGCACAGAUCCUACGCUUGGAUACAUGAGCCGCCGCGACCUUCGUGAGACGCGUGGAGUUGUCCGACGUCAGGAGACAGUCGUGCCCGGCUAUGUGACCAAGGACGACUGGGGCACUGAUGGCGAUGAUACGGAGCACUCCGAGAUCCCCAACUACUCCAUCCCGCCUUACUGGGAGGCUCGCGCGUCAUUCCCCAAGGACGGGAGCAACCCUGACAAGGUUGACCUCAUCUUCUUCGACUUCAUUGAGACGAACGUUCUCAACGACCUUGGCGCUGGAUAUACAAAGGACAUGGUCAAAUGCUAUAUUGACUGCAGCUUCACGUCUCAAGACUUUAUGCUGCCGUACGCAAAGCUGGCGUGGCAGGAGAACAAGUACAACUGCCCAGUUGUUUAA
Messenger RNA from Purpureocillium lilacinum, 1947 nucleotides. RefSeq lists its product as uncharacterized. Gene Ontology annotation, cellular component: cytosol. Gene Ontology annotation, molecular function: hydrolase activity. Gene Ontology annotation, biological process: nucleotide catabolic process. The record is from RefSeq and is a predicted model, not a curated record. NCBI's taxonomy places the organism in Eukaryota, Fungi, Ascomycota, Sordariomycetes, Hypocreales, Ophiocordycipitaceae.